AUGCGUGUGCGCUUGACUCUCGCCGUCGCGAUGGCCUCGUCCGUCACAGCUCUCGUGAAACCGCUCGCGACCCGCGCCGCGGUCCUCGCACAAGUCCCCAAGCUUGUGGAUUUGGCAGCAGCAUGUGGCUGGGAUUUCUACGGACCGGACGAGUGGACGUUCCUCGCCGACGCCGCGUGCGAUUCGGGCUGGGUCGUCGAGGGCGACGACGGCAAGUUACUCGGCUGCCUUUUCCGAGCGGACUACGAGCGAGCGAACGGCCUCGGAAUGAUGCUCGUGAGUCCGGCGGCGCGCGGCCAGGGCCUCGGCAAGAAGCUAAUGAACGCGGGUCUCGGGGCGGUGCCGGCCGACCGCAAGGCGUGUCCCGUCAUCCUCGGGGUCGCGACCGACAUGGGCCGCCCCAUGUACGAGAAGAUGGGCUACGGCGUCACGAAUCAGAUCACGUCCUUACGCGUCGCCGAUGCGAGCAAACUCAAGGGGACUAUGAGCGCCGACGUCGAAGUCGAUGGCUGCUGCGCCAGCGUCGACGCGAUCGCCGCGAUCGACCAGACGGCUACGGGGUUGGACCGGAAACGGGCCUUGCAGACGCUCCUGGAUAAAGAUGGCGCCCUCUCCGCGAUUGCGCGCGACAAGGCGUCGGGCGAAGUAGUUGGCGCCGCGAUCUCUAUUGUCGGGCGCGACGGCGGUCGCGUCAUUGGCCCCCUGCUCGGCUCUCACGAGGCAGCUCUGCCGCUCGUCCACGCGGUCGCACCGGAGGGAACCGCCACGCUGAAGGCCAUCGGGGCGCCGGCCGACAUCCUCGUGGAAACGCUCACGUCGGCCGGCUUCGAAGUCGCAGUGGAGUGUCCUUCGGCGGCCACCCGCUGCCCGGAAAACGCGAGCUCUACCUCGCGCUCAUGCACCCGACGCUCG
Molecule: messenger RNA, 912 nt
Organism: Pelagomonas calceolata
Lineage: Eukaryota; Pelagophyceae; Pelagomonadales; Pelagomonadaceae
Source: the annotation of a GenBank genome assembly